Molecule: messenger RNA, 1539 nt
Organism: Trichoderma virens Gv29-8
Lineage: Eukaryota; Fungi; Ascomycota; Sordariomycetes; Hypocreales; Hypocreaceae
Exons: 2
Coding region: 1-1539 (512 amino acids)
Biological process (GO): protein quality control for misfolded or incompletely synthesized proteins
Cellular component (GO): i-AAA complex
Molecular function (GO): misfolded protein binding
Source: RefSeq, a predicted model, not a curated record
AUGUCGAUAUCGGCAGUUGCCUCGCUGAGGCCGGUUCGAGGCCAAUGUCUCCGCCAUGCCACCACCGGCUUGCUCUCCGUCCAGGUCAAAUCACCAGCUGCGACUGUCCACCUGCGAGCUGUUGUAGCUCUGCGACCCGAGCAAAAACGACACCAAUCGACCUCUCAAACGCCUCAGGACAAAGAUUCAGCACCGGGGAAGCCCCAAAUUACGUUUCGCCAGUUCGCGGGCCGUGCGCUGGGGGUCAGUCUGCGGAAUCUCGUGGUUGCGCUGAGUCCUCGAGGCAUCCGACAGUCGUAUCGCGAGAGUCCAGGUGUAACCACGCUGAAUGUUCUUCUCCUCUUGUUCACCUUUGUCUUCUCAGCGGUUGCCAUCCGAGCAUACAUCAACACUUUCUACAACUCGCAGUUUAGCAGGUAUCCGGAACCUGUCGCAAACACUCUACGCCGCGCCAUCUACUAUACCAACAUCAAGCCAGACCCCGAGCUUGCGCUGAGAUACUACAAGAAGGCGAUGGAGCAGUGUGCUGAGGUUGGCCUAGACCCUUUCUCUGACGAAGUGCUGGGCAUCAGGAUACAGGUAGCUUUCUGGCUUGAGAAGAUCAACAGCCACAAGGCGGCCAUUGACGUUCUCGAAUCUGUUCUUGGAGACUGCAGGAAAUGGAUUGACGUCAUGGAACAAUCUGUCAAGGACGGCAAGGUAGAUAACGAGGGGCGAUAUGUUGGCGAUGCACAAAAGGCUGCUGCAGUGGAAGCAGCUUCUGAUGGCAAGACCAGCAAAGCAGAUAACGCCGCCACUCCGGCAGAGCCAAGUGAAACCCUGUGGCACAAGCGAGAGAGAUUGCUUUCCAAGGCCAUCUCAACAAGUGUUAAGCUUGGUGAACUAUAUGCAGAUGAGCAUGUGCUCAACCCGGACAAGUCCCAUACCCAUCUGGUCUGGGCGGUUGAGACUUCGCUCAAGGAAUUCCGCAGACGAAAAAUCGAGGGACCCAAGCCCGGUGAAGAAAAGUGGCUCAGCCCCGAAGAACUCGGCGGAUCGAUGGAGUCGCUUGGUCGAGACUACGAGCGCCGCUCCCAGUUCCAGCUUGCCAUUCCCCUAUUCUUCCAGGCGCUCCGGCUAUGUGAAAGCCCAUGUCAUCGAGCAGUCAUCAUGAACAACUUGGCGGCGGCAUUUGCUCAGCAGCCCUUGUACGCCGCAGGCACAAUGGAGCCAUCCGAGGGCUUGAAAGAGCUCCUUGAUGCCUCCAUGCCCACGACUCGCAAGGAAUGUCUCGAGGCAGGCCUCAACUGGGCGCAGAACGCAUACGUUCAUGCCAAGGAUGUUACAGGCGACGAUCGGACACCGGAGUGUGAUGAAGCCUGCGCUGUUGCGCUUUGCAAUUGGGGCGAUGUCGCAGCCAUGCUAGGCAAGACAGAGCUGGCGAAGAAAAAGUACGAGCAGUGCAUUGAGAUGAGCAACACGAUGCAGUUUCCUGAGGGGGUGAAGCAGGCUCAGCAGGGCCUUGCAAGGUUAAUGUCUGGAUCUCUAGUAAAGGCAUGA